GCCAGCCACUCGCUUUCUUCGCAACCACGUCUCCUCCCCGCCUCCCACACCCAUCUUCUAUCCCCCCCUAAAAUCCCCCUCCCAUAUCCAAUCCGGCCCAAACCCUUGUCCAAUUCCGCUCUCCCCCUUCUCCCCCUCUCCCCCUCUCCCUCCCCCGCGCUUCCUUCGCCGCUAAGCAUAUUCCCCCACCCCCGUCGCGGAGCGCGAAGCCGCGAACGCCCCCCCGCACGCCUGGAUCUCGGCGAGGAUGACGGUGAUGGAGCUCAAGGCGCUGCCGCUCGGCUUCCGCUUCCACCCCACCGACGAGGAGCUCGUCCGCCACUACCUCAAGGGAAAGAUCACCGGCCAGAUCAACUCCGAGGUCGAGGUCAUCCCCGAGAUCGACGUCUGCAAGUGCGAGCCAUGGGACCUCCCAGAUAAAUCGCUGAUCCGGUCAGAUGAUCCUGAAUGGUUCUUCUUCGCGCCCAAGGACCGCAAGUACCCGAACGGGAGCAGGUCGAACAGGGCCACGGAGGCUGGCUACUGGAAGGCCACUGGCAAGGACAGGAUCAUCAAGUCCAAGGGUGACAAGCGCAAGCAGCAUGUCAUCGGCAUGAAGAAGACCCUUGUGUUCCACCGUGGACGCGCACCCAAGGGCGAGCGGACAGGGUGGAUCAUGCAUGAGUACCGCACCACUGAGCCGGAGUUCGACUCCGGUGAGCAGGGUGGUUAUGUUCUUUAUCGCCUCUUCCGGAAGCAAGAGGAGAAACCUGAGCGCGCUAGCCCAGAGGAAGUGGAUAGGAGUGGCUACUCGCCUACUCCUUCUCGCUCGUCACCUGACAACAUAGAGGCAAAUGAGGAAGCAAACACGCCGUUAAAUAGGGAAUCUCCAGAAUCUGGUCUGCAUGAAAGUCCAAUUGAGCUGCCCAAUCCUGUUGAAACUCAUGCUAUGCCAAUAACAAGGUGGCUGGCGGGCAGAAAUGAUAACUUAGUGCCUACUGCAGCGGAUGUUUCCCAUAUGCCUUUCAAUGGACAUGCUGAUGUACCUGAGGUCAAUCCUUCUGCUGGUGCUUCAGCUCAGCUCAUUAAUCCACAGAAUGGGAAUGAUAAUCUCACCAAUUUUGCGCCUGAUAUUGCCCCCAAUCUACAGCAUGGAAAUGCAUUCGUCCCUGAUCUCCAGGAAAUAGCUUUUGGUUUUGAUGGCAACAUGAAUCCUCCUGAUGCCCUGGAUGUUUUCUUGAACCAAGCACUUGUUGAUCCUGAUGAACAUUCAUCAACAACAUCAAGAGUUCAGUAUGAUUCAGACAUUCCUACAGAAUUUGAGAACAAUGGGGUUGCACAGGGUGAAGAUGAUCAAAGCUGGUGGGCAAAUCUAGAUUUCUUGUCAGAUGAGCCGAACCCUCUGAAUUCAGCAUAUGAGAAUACACCGUUGCUGCCUUAUGACGCCAAUGACCAGGAUGUACUUUCAGUGGACUCUGGCGCUGAUUCCUUGCAUGAACUUUUCAAUAACAUGGAAGAUUCAAAUGCAAGGAGGGCUGGAAUGAACAUUGAAUAUGGCCUUCAGGGAACUGGGAUUUCUCUUAUGCCCCGGCAGUUACAGUCCUCUGCGCAGCCAAACUAUGUGCUUACUAACCAGGGCACUGCAUCAAGGAGGCUCCGGCUACAUUUGCCUGCUGAUUUUGAGAGUGCGGAGAGCAUAACUAGAGAUGAGAGUGAAGAUGAAGUGUCAUGUGUUGUAACUGCAGACAGGGAUGUGGUUUCUGAUGGAGAUGAGGCUGAGUCAACAGGGAUUGUUAUUAGAAGCCGCCCUGCUCCAAGUUCAAGCUCGGAGAGUUCAUUCACCCAACAGGGGACUACAGUGCGAAGGCUACGGCUGCAGUCAGACCUCAAGACAGGACCAUGUCCUAGUACUGAUGAUACUUCGAGCUGCAUCAUAAACGAAACAGAAAGUCACCACCAACCAGAGAAAUCUGAGAUUGCAGAGGAUGCAAGUAAAAACUUUGCUGGAAGUGUUGAUGAUCUGUCAGUCAAUUGCGAUGAUAAUGAGCAAAAGACCAUGCCUCAACAUGUUGCUGAAAUGGCUGUUCCAGAAGCCAAACCUGUUCCAAGGCUGCGGAAGGCUUCUGAGAAGAGUGACAAGGAUACUAUAAAGCAGGAGAGUGGUCUUGAGUCGCUGGUGAGAGCACCAGUGCAGAAGGGAGGCUUCCAAUCAUACACCGCCUGGCUGGUUCUUUCGGUGGUUCUGCUACUGCUUCUCUCUGUUGGGGUAUAUGGGUGGAUGUGAAAGCUGUCCUGGUGCGGUAUGAGGUGUUAUGUUUUGCGCACACAGGUUCCUGGCAUCGACCUGGUGGUGUUUAGUCACGUGUACAUAGUCUGUCAUACAGCAUGGGUUUAUAGGGCUGUAUGACAUCCGAUGUCUGUUCUCCCUCCGGCAAGCCGAGGCAGCAGAAAAUCAAAAAAAGAAGUAGCAUGUUAGGAGGAGCAAAAAAAAGAAAAAAAAAAGUAACCGUUACUAGAGGCAUAGUAUUACAUCCUUAGUUUUUCUUCUGCUGUUGAACGCAGAUGCUGGUAACUCGAUGCGGUAGCUGUUGUGUAGUUGUAAGGUAUGCCCUCGGCUGCUGGCUUUAGUUCCUGAUGUAAUGUAGCAAUACCCUCUUAGACGGGGGCGAGUCUGAACCUUGGUAAUAUCUGAUGUUUCUUUUUCAUGAAGAUAGUCCGUGCUAAACUUCUAGUUCCUGA
Setaria italica (foxtail millet) is the source of this 2718-nucleotide messenger RNA. Its product is annotated as protein NTM1-like 9. The record is from RefSeq and is a predicted model, not a curated record. Gene Ontology annotation, molecular function: DNA binding. Bases 248 to 2263 code for a protein of 671 amino acids. The transcript is spliced from 7 exons. NCBI's taxonomy places the organism in Eukaryota, Viridiplantae, Streptophyta, Magnoliopsida, Poales, Poaceae. Gene Ontology annotation, biological process: regulation of DNA-templated transcription.